AUGUUUUUUGUAAUUUAUCAUUAUUGGCCUGGUCAAAGUCAAUUUUCAACUUCAUUGUCAUCAAAUUCAAAAAUUUAUUAUUCUUCAGUUAAAAGUUUAGUUCUUAAUUAUAAUAAUAAUAAUAAUAAUAAUAAUAAUAAUAAUAAUAGUAGAAAAAUGCAUGAUAAAGCUCAAGGACCAUCAACAUGUUUAAUUAUAAUUCGUUCAGCUGAUGGAGCUCUUGGAAAUCGAAUGUUUUUAUUUGCUAGUGCUUAUGGUCUAGCACGUCUUCAUCAAUGUCAGUUAUAUGUAGCACCAUGGAUUUUAGCGGAUCUUCGAUCAGUAUUCCUUAUUCAAAUGCAACAAACAAAAGUUCACUUAACAACAGAUAAUUCUCUUGUUAUUAAUCGAACUGAUAUUUUUGGACGAUACAGUGCAUGUACUUUAUAUAGUGAUUUAUUUAGAAUUCCAUUCAAUUCAACUUUUAAUCGAUAUGAAAUGAUUGGAUUUUAUCAAGCAUAUGGAUAUUUUGAAAAAUAUAGAGAAGAAAUUGCAUUUUUAUUUCAAUUUAAUCAAGGAGCUAUUAUUAGAAAUAUACAAUUAGUUGAACAACUUCUUAAAGCUGUUUGGAAUAUCUCAUUCAAUUGGGGUAAUUAUACAAAAGAUAAUAUUACACAUCCAUAUUUAAAAUCUCUUCUUAUUAAUCCUCCAGCACCAUUAAUACCUAUAACUUGGAUUGGAAUUCAUAUUCGUCGAACUGAUUUUUUAAGUUUUUUUCGAAUCGAUACAAGUAUUGAAUAUCUUACUUGGGCAAUGAAUUAUUAUCGAAGAAAAUAUAUUAAUUGUCGUUUUUUAUUUGCAAGUGAUGAUAAAAAAUAUGUUAAAGCAAAUUUUGGAAAUCUUUCCGAUAUAUUUAUAACACCAACAGGCUUUUUUUCAGGUGAAGAUUUAGCUGCAUUAGCUUUAUGUGAACAUACAAUUGCUACAGCUGGAACUUAUAGUUGGUGGGCAGCUUGGUUAGCUGGUGGAGAUGUUAUUCAUGAUCUUAAUUAUCCAGUACCAUUUCAAAAUUGUAUUAAAGAACAUUAUUUUCCACCUUGGUUUCUUUUUCCAUAUAAUAGUUCAAGUUUACAAUGGAAACCACCAACUUAA
This is a messenger RNA of Rotaria sordida, 1131 nucleotides long. NCBI's taxonomy places the organism in Eukaryota, Metazoa, Rotifera, Eurotatoria, Philodinida, Philodinidae. The record is from the annotation of a GenBank genome assembly.